Molecule: messenger RNA, 548 nt
Organism: Oryza sativa Japonica Group (Japanese rice)
Lineage: Eukaryota; Viridiplantae; Streptophyta; Magnoliopsida; Poales; Poaceae
Source: RefSeq, a predicted model, not a curated record
CUGUUUUUUUGGCCGUGGCAGAAUAUCCCAUUUCUCUUCCCUCUUUUGUGGCGUAAUAGAAAGAAAAUCUCCCGUCUCCUUGCGCCGCCAAGACGAGUCGCGGCUGAACAGGGCGGCGAUCUCCAUCGGGCGAGCAGAGCAGGGGAUAGGAUCAUGAUGUUUGACGAUCAAGACCUGGGUUUCUUUGCCAAUUUCCUGGGAAUCUUCAUAUUUGUUUUGGUCAUGGCAUACCACUUUGUGAUGGCAGACGUGAAGUAUGAAGGGAACUAGUGUGGUUGAAGCGAAGGCAUGAUAAGGAUCCAUGGAUCCAUUUUGGCACAUUACUUGUUAGAUUAUGCUAGAGAUUGCUAAGCAUUUGUUGAAAGUUUACCAUGAAAUCUGGGAGUGUCAACUGAUUUGCACUGAUGGAUGUGGUACUUAUAGCAUUUCGACUUCCGUAAUUGUUUAAUUAGCUACCAAAAGCAUCACAAUUCUUCCCAAAGCUGUUUUACUUCUCGAAGGUUUUUUCCUUUGGAAGAUAGGAUUUUUGAAGGAAAUAAUUUUUUCAA